Molecule: messenger RNA, 2068 nt
Organism: Piliocolobus tephrosceles (Ugandan red Colobus)
Lineage: Eukaryota; Metazoa; Chordata; Mammalia; Primates; Cercopithecidae
Gene: DPEP2
Product: dipeptidase 2
Exons: 11
Coding region: 487-1953 (488 amino acids)
Biological process (GO): proteolysis
Molecular function (GO): metallodipeptidase activity
Source: RefSeq, a predicted model, not a curated record
GGACGAAGGGGUUUGGCCACAGUCCCUGAAGCUCUCAGGUGGUGGGGCUUCUGUGAACAGGCACAUCCCUUAUGCAUGUGUGAUUGUGUGCUUGUGUGCUUGUGUGGUUGGGGGUCCUUCCUGGAGGAGGCACCUAGGUUGAGGGCCCCAGGCUGGGAAUGGGGUGGGGCCUGUCGUCAAGGAAGAUAACUCAGCCCUGGAGGUUUCCGUGAGAGCUCCAGUCACAGGAGCCACAAGAUAAGAAGAGUGUGGCUGCAGAAGCCAGGUGGCAGGCCUUUCCUCAGGCCCCUUACUCCUGACCUGGACGAGGCUGGGGCUUCCUCACGGAGGUAGGAGGUAUCCUGGCCAGCAGCGCAGCCAGAAGCUCUAGGAGGAAGGUGCUGUGGUCGGGGACUCUGCUGCCCUAGACAUGAUUUCAUUUCCUUCCAUGCAGAUGGCUGGGCUCUCUGACCGCCACCCCUGCCCGCCUGCCCGGCCCUGCACAACAUGCGGCCCCCGGGCCUUGAGGGUCCCGGCACAUUUGGUCGGUGGCCUCUGCUGAGUCCGCUGCUCCUGCUCCUGCUGCUGCUGCUCCAGCCUGUAACCUGCGCCUACACCACGCCGGGCGCCCCCAGAGCCCUCACCACACUGGGCGUCCCCAGAGCCCACACCAUGCCAAGCAUCUACGCUCCCUCGACCACACUCGGUAGUCCCAGCACCCAGGGCCUGCGAGAGCAGGCACGGGCCCUGAUGCGGGACUUCCCGCUCGUGGACGGCCACAACGACCUGCCCCUGGUCCUGAGGCAGGUUUACCAGAAAGGGCUACAGGAUGUUAACCUGCGCAAUUUCAGCUACGGCCAGACCAGCCUGGACAGGCUUAGAGAUGGCCUCGUGGGCGCCCAGUUCUGGUCAGCCUACGUUCCAUGCCAGACCCAGGACCGGGAUGCCCUGCGCCUCACCCUGGAGCAGAUUGACCUCAUUCGCCGCAUGUGUGCCUCCUAUUCUGAGCUGGAGCUUGUGACCUCGGCUAAAGCUCUGAAUGACACCCAGAAAUUGGCCUGCCUCAUCGGUGUGGAGGGUGGCCACUCGCUGGACAAUAGCCUCUCCAUCUUACGUACCUUCUACAUGCUGGGAGUGCGCUACCUGACGCUCACCCACACCUGCAACACACCCUGGGCAGAGAGCUCAGCUAAGGGCGUCCACUCCUUCUACAACAACAUCAGCGGGCUGACUGGCUUUGGUGAGAAGGUGGUGGCAGAAAUGAACCGCCUGGGCAUGAUGGUAGACUUGUCCCACGUCUCAGAUGCUGUGGCACGGCGGGCCCUGGAAGUAUCACAGGCACCUGUGAUCUUCUCCCACUCGGCUGCUCGGGGUGUGUGCAACAAUGCUCGGAAUGUUCCUGAUGACAUCCUGCAGCUUCUGAAGAAGAAUGGUGGCAUCGUGAUGGUGUCUCUGUCCAUGGGAGUAAUACAGUGCAACCCGUCAGCCAAUGUGUCCACUGUGGCAGAUCACUUCGACCACAUCAAGGCAGUCAUCGGAUCCAAGUUCAUUGGGAUUGGUGGAGAUUAUGAUGGGGCCGGCAAAUUCCCUCAGGGGCUGGAGGACGUGUCCACAUACCCGGUCCUGAUAGAGGAGUUGCUGAGUCGUGGCUGGAGUGAGGAAGAGCUUCAGGGUGUCCUUCGUGGAAACCUGCUGCGGGUCUUCAGUCAAGUGGAAAAGGUACAGGAAGAAAACGAAUGGCGAAGCCCGUUGGAAGACAAGUUCCCGGAUGAGCAGCUGAGCAGUUCCUGCCGCUCUGACCUCUCACGUCUGCGUCAGAGACAGAGUCUGACUUCAGACCAGAAACCCACUGAGAUUCCCACACACUGGACACCCAAGUUAUCAGCCAAGUGGUCACCCUCAGAGUCCUCCCCCAAUAUGGCCCUAGUCUUCAUAGUUGUGGUCACCUUCCUGGUCCUUAUUCUGGGGCUCUGAUGACCCAGUUAGUCCUGCCAGAUGUUACUGUAGCAAGCCACAGACACCCCACAAAUUUCCCCUGUUUUGCAGGCACAAAUAUUUCCUGAAAAUAAAUGUUUUGUACAUAGAACCA